AUGUUUGGGCCUUGGAAGGGGGAAAAUAAGCGCUCCAGGAACGAAUGCUUUACAGAUGUCUUAUUGCAUUCAGGUUCAAUACAGAAAAAGGACUCAGAUAGCCGCUCAGCUUUUAAAGUCAAUGUCACGUAUAAUAGCAUUUUAGAUGACGAGGAUGAAGAGGAUGAGGUGGAUAAAAUUAGUAGUUAUGCGAGUUCAGCCCAGACGAAAGAUAGCGCUGUCGAUACUUUGUGUGUGUCUCGAGACGAUACGCAGUUUAGCAGUCUUGUAUGCGAUGACGAAUCCUCACUACAGCAUCAUACCAAGAGACGGAGAGUUGUGAAAAAGAAGAUAGUCAAGGAGAGCUGCCUCGGUGUGGAUGUUCUUCCGGAUUCGUUUCAAAAUUCGUUUCCUUUUCGACAUUUCAACCGAAUGCAAUCAGAGGCAUUUCCUUCGAUCUACGAAAGCGAUGAGAAUUGUGUAGUGUCAUCUCCGACAGGAUCAGGUAAAACUGUCUUGUUUGAGCUCGCUAUUAUGAGAUUGAUGAGGAAUCUAAAUCAAUCGGCAGAAAAUAUCAAGAUCCUGUACAUUGCACCAACAAAGUCACUAUGUUGUGAAAAGUUCAAGAAUUGGAGCCCGACUUUCCUCAAUCUCACGGUUGGGAUGUUGACAAGUGAUACCUCAUUUUUAGAGACUGAGAAAGUCAAGAGGUGCAACAUCAUCAUUACAACCCCGGAAAAGUGGGAUCUGUUGACAAGGAAAUGGAAGGACUAUAGCCGUAUGUUUGAACUUAUUAAACUAGUACUUGUCGAUGAAGUACACAUCUUGAGGGAAAGGCGUGGUGCCACCUUGGAAGUGGUCCUUACAAGAAUGAAUUUGUUAUGUGAUAACAUUCGCAUAAUAGCAGUGAGUGCAACUAUCCCUAACGUUGAGGAUAUCGCAGAAUGGUUGAAGUCAAAGGCAAGUUGUAGCGUGGCAAAAGUUCUUGCCUUCGACGAUUCUUACAGGCAAGUUUCGCUGGAGAGGUGGGUUUAUGGAGUUGCGUUCAACAACAAAAACGAAUUUCAGCACGAUCCCCUUUACAACUUGAAACUACCUGACAUUUUCCGCAAACACAGCAAGCACCGACCCGUGCUGAUCUUUUGUCCUACCAGGGCUUCCACUAUAUCGACCGCAAAAUACGUUGCUCAAAACUGUUACAGCUUCCUACAAGACAGAAAGGAGGGACAGACAUGUCGUUUUGGCGACCAAGCUCUAACAGACUGUUUUCAAAACGGGGUGGCGUUUCACCAUGCUGGUCUCUCGAUGGGGGACAGAGAAAGUGUGGAACAGGGGUUUUUGAAUGGUACAAUUAAAGUGCUGUGUUCAACAUCCACUCUAGCAGUUGGGGUCAAUCUGCCAGCCUACUUAGUCAUAAUAAAAGGCACUCGGAUGUGGAAUGCGUCAGUUGCUCAGGAGUAUACCCAGUUAGACAUCAUGCAAAUGAUCGGGAGGGCUGGGCGUCCCCAAUUUGAGAAGGACGGCUGUGCCGUUAUCCUAACAGAUUCAACAAUGAAAUCAUCUUAUGAGAAAUUGUUGCAUGGCACUGAUCUACUCGAAAGCUCAUUGCAUUUGGAACUAAUCGAACAUUUAGCCGCCGAGAUAUCACUGUCUACCGUGUUCUCCACUCAAAGUGCAGUGACAUGGCUACGGAAUACCUUUUUUUACGUGCGCUUCAAGAAGAAUCCCAUGGCCUACUCUGAGGUGAACAGAUUAGUGAAGGACGGAUUCGAGCAGGAUUCUCAAAUUUUUCGUUUUUCCAAUAAUCUUCUGAACGUUUUGCUUGAAUAUGGUAUUGUCGAGGAACAGAAUCAUUUACUGGCUUCUACGCCAUUUGGUGAUGCAAUGGCACGUCAUUAUGUUCUAUUUGAAAGCAUGAAACUUUUCCUGACAGCCAAGAGCGGAUUAUCUGUUGAAGGUAUUUUGCAUCUUCUUACAAAUGCUAAAGAGUUUGCAGAUAUACGUCUAAGACAGAAGGAGAAAAGAUUGUAUAAAGAGAUCAAUAACUCUCCACUGUUGAAAUAUCCGUAUCGCACUGAAGGAAAGCAGAGCCAAACAGUGACUGCUGCAAAUCAAAAGGUCUCCCUCAUUAUUCAGUAUGAAUUGGGUGGCCUUGAAUUUCCGUCAUAUAACGGUGCUUUUGCUCUACAUCAAUCCAUGGCCCAAGACAAAAUGCUUGUGUUCAGGCACUGUUUUCGCAUAUUGAAAUGCAUAGUGGAUAUUUUCGUCGAGAAGAAAGAUGGUGUCUCAUUAAAGAAUGCUCUAUUUUUGCUUCGGUCUGUAAAUGGGACCUGUUGGGAAGAUUCCGCAAUGGUUCUUCGACAGCUGAAAUCCAUCGGAUUGAUAUCUGUACGCAAGCUUGUACAAAAGGAUAUUCAUACUCUACAGGAGUUCGGUAAUCUUUCAGAUCAACAGAUUGAGUGUUAUUUGGGCUUGAAGAUGGGGAAUGGCUCCAAGAUAAGAAGAGAUGUGGAACUCUUGCCGCAACUGCAACUGCAUUGCAGGAUGGAAGAUUCCAGGGUUGAUCAAUUGAACGCUUACGUGACUUUUAAGGUCGAAAUUAGUGCAAAAUACAGGUCCGCAAUAUGGCACGGUCAAAGCCUGUCGGUUGACGUGGAAGUAUUGAAAGCCACUGGGGAACUCCUGGAUUUUAGGAGAAUAUCAUUGAAACAUUUGAGUUCACCACGCUCCUUCAGAGUUAUUGCUCUCAUCAAUUCAAGAUAUGACGAAAUCGAGUUUACAAUCAAUUGCCUAGAGGUUGCAGGCCUCGGUGAGAAAACAACGGUUUACGCUGAAAAACUGUUGCCCAGCCACUUCCACGCGCCGCCGAUCAACACUGAUGGAAAUGCACGCUCUUCCAUAGAUCUUUUGGACGAGGAUUUCUUAGAGGAUUCGCCAUUGUCUGACGACAGUAUACUACAAUAUCUGGAUGAAAACUCAAAGCAGCCUCGUAGUAAACGUACACCAACUGUUGAAAACCUAGCAACAAAUCGAAGAGUCCGAUCCAACGGCAAUUUCGAGUGUUAUCACACUUGUAAAGACAAAACAAAGUGUAGGCACCUUUGCUGCAAAGAAGGGAUACCACGAGAUUGUCUGCGGGGCAAGAAGUCAACGGAGAACCACAAUAUGCUUCCUACUCAUGAAGUAGGCUGGGAUUACAGCGUUGCCGGCCCGAAAGAUACAAAGGAUGCGAAUGCAUCUCAGCUACCAAAUAGAACGGUUAGAAAUCUGGACAGAGAUGAUCGAUUCGGCAGCUUUCCCCAUAAUCCCCUCAGGGAAGAUGUACCAACUACCAAUACCUAUACUCUCAUGCCUUGUGCUUCAGUGGCUGCAGGCUAUAUUAGGCAUUCACCAUCUCCUCGAAUACUAACACAAAUUGAUGAAGUACAGAAAGUGGACCUGGAAUUUCUAGGCUCUGAUGUCGAACUAUGCUGA
Molecule: messenger RNA, 3453 nt
Organism: Torulaspora delbrueckii
Lineage: Eukaryota; Fungi; Ascomycota; Saccharomycetes; Saccharomycetales; Saccharomycetaceae
Gene: HFM1
Product: DNA helicase
Exons: 2
Coding region: 1-3453 (1150 amino acids)
Molecular function (GO): ATP binding; nucleic acid binding
Source: RefSeq, a predicted model, not a curated record